AUGGAUGCGCCUUGCGCGAAGCGGCCACGAGCCGCCGAUCAGGUUCGAGCCUGCGCCAGCCCGCAGCAACUGUCUGUGGAAGAUUUCCAGGAGCACGUCAAGAUAUGCCAGCUGCAGAAGUUCAGUUUCGACUAUUACGUACAUGGCCUCGUUGAAGAGUCCGGAGAGGUGCUUGAGGCAGUGCGAAGCAAAGCCGACAGUGGCAGCGUGGGCAACGAGCUCGGCGACGUAUCUUUGAUCUUGUUGAAUAGCAUUUCCGACUUGGUCAUGGCUAACGGGCUCAGAUCUUUUGGAUGA
Symbiodinium pilosum is the source of this 297-nucleotide messenger RNA. The record is from the annotation of a GenBank genome assembly. Lineage: Eukaryota; Dinophyceae; Suessiales; Symbiodiniaceae.